Rosa rugosa (rugosa rose) is the source of this 1045-nucleotide messenger RNA. RefSeq lists its product as uncharacterized. The coding region runs from base 72 to 827 and encodes 251 amino acids. NCBI's taxonomy places the organism in Eukaryota, Viridiplantae, Streptophyta, Magnoliopsida, Rosales, Rosaceae. Gene Ontology annotation, cellular component: mitochondrial matrix. The transcript has 3 exons. The record is from RefSeq and is a predicted model, not a curated record.
UUAAGCACCUUCAACCUAAAACCCUUCAUCCCCAAAACCCUAAACCCUCACUCUUUCUCCUCUCAAAGCAAAUGGCUUUCACUUCCAUCCUUCGCAGAUCGGCCUCAUCUCUCGCCCCACUAGCCACCCGGCUCGUCCGCGGCCAACGGAACUACCACGCCGCCGUCAUCACCGCCAUAAACCACUCCAGCUUCGCCGGCCGGAGGCCCUCCUCUCUGAGCCCUCUGGUCCCAAGCCCUCGCUACUAUUCCAAGGCCGACGACAGCCUUCUCCGAGUCAUCGACGCCGAGAUUCAGUGCGCCGAGGAGACCGAUGAUCAGGAGAUUGAAGAGGUUCCGAGUGGUUUCUCUUUUAAGAUAGAAGAUGAGCCUGGAUUUCAGACUGUGAAACUGAGGAGAACUUAUCAAGAUGAAGAGAUUGAAGUGGAAGUUCACAUGCCUGAUCUAGUUACUGGCGAAGGUGAGGAUGAUGAUGUGGAUGAUGAUGGUAACGAACACGCCAAUCAAUCGAGCAUCCCAUUGGUCGUGAGCGUCUCCAAGGGUAGUGGCGCGCCUAUUCUAGAGUUUAGCUGCAAUGCUUUCCCUGAUGAGAUUGCAAUUGAGAGCUUGGUUGUUAAGAAUCCCAAUACUUCUGAGGAUCAAAUCCCCUACGAGGGGCCUGACUUCCAUGAUUUGGAUGAGAAUCUCCAGAAGUCCUUCCACAAGUACUUGGAGAUUAGGGGAAUCAAGCCCAGCACAACCAAUUUCUUGCAUGAGUACAUGAUCAAUAAAGACAGCAGGGAAUAUAAGAACUGGUUGAAGAAACUUAAGCAGUUCGUUCAAGAUUAAGUGCCUCUUAGGAUAUCUUUUUUGCCCAGAAGAGAUCCGAAGUUAUAUUUGAGUCUGUGGAACUUCUAUGGCAUUUAGCAUCAAAUCUUAUAAUUUCGGAAGAAGACAAUUGUGUAGUUCAUUGAAACUCAAGGAUGUGGUUUACGUUGACACAAUUAUGUAGUUCAUUGAAACUAUGUGGUUUAUGUUGACACUAUUAUAUGCUUUUGAUAUGACAA